Molecule: messenger RNA, 3031 nt
Organism: Stegostoma tigrinum
Lineage: Eukaryota; Metazoa; Chordata; Chondrichthyes; Orectolobiformes; Stegostomatidae
Gene: dmac2l
Product: distal membrane arm assembly component 2 like
Exons: 5
Coding region: 245-841 (198 amino acids)
Source: RefSeq, a predicted model, not a curated record
UCGCGCUUGCGCCGGUGGUCGGCGUCAGGAGCAGGAUUUUUGCUGCUUUUUAAAUCCUGGGCCGAGGGAAACCAGCUCGGAAAACUAUCUUCAGAUUCGCAUGUUAGACGUGACUGACUGCCCAGCUCCAAUCUGAUUUUUUGGGGCGGGGGGUUGGUGAAGAAGGAGAGAGAGAGACUACGGAUACUGGAAAUCAGAAACAAAACAUAAAUUGCUGGAAGAACUCAGCAGAAAAUCUAUCAAGAUGCUGUUUGCGACGACACCGGCAUCUUUCGCGGCUCUGCGGUGUAUACAUUCUCCUGUUUGCCGCAGAAAUUUUUGGGGAUGGUUGAAUGCUGUUUUCAACAAGGUGGAUUAUGAUCGUAUAAAGGCUGUUGGUCCAGACAGAGCUGCAUCAGAGUGGUUACUUCGUUGUGGCGCUAGUGUGCGUUACAAAGGCUUUGAUAAGUGGCAGAAAGAUUACAAUCACCUACCCACUGGCCCAUUGGAGAAAUUCAGAAUUGAAGGAAUUGAUGCCACUGAAUCAUGCAUUAUGUUCAAAGGAUUUGACUACCUGGAUGACCUGGAGCAUGUUGAAGAAAUUAAAUUCCAAAGGUGUAUUUACAUUCAAGAUGAGUGUCUUGAGAGGUUAUGUGGGAUAGGAAAUUUGCAAAAGAGCCUGCAAUGGUUGGAAAUUAUUUCCUGUGGAAACGUCACAGACCGGGGAAUCAUAACUCUUCACCACCUUAAAAACCUAAGAUAUUUGUUUCUGAGUGAUCUUCCUGGCAUAGAAGAAAAAGAAAAAACUCUUCAGCUUUUAGCAACAGCUCUACCUACCUGCGAGAUUAAAGUUGAUCUUUAGAACUACAGCUUACAAAUUUAUGUAUUGUCUAUAUACAAUGCUACUUUGGAAAGAAGGACAAAAAUGACAUUAUCUGCAAAAAGGGAGGCUCGUGCUUUUGCAGUAGUUAGACAUCAGAAUGUGUUAGCCACAAUUGCACUCACUGAAGUUGUCCAAGGUGUUUUAACCUAAUCUGUGAAACUGAUUUGAGCUUUCAAAUUGAAAAUACUUCAUCUAUAGUAAUUAUCUAUUUGUUGGUGCUGUAAAAUAUCAAUGAAUCAAGACAGUAAAAGUUGCAAUAGUAUUUACAGUACAUAAUUUAUAAUUCUGAAAAUGUUCAAACAUUAAUGCUUUACAUGUUUUUGUAGUAUAGGGGAAAAAACCUUCCCCAUUAGCCAAUAUUUCAAAAUACCUUCAUCUAAAAUGUCUGUACAAUUGAGAAGACUACGUUAUUUUCACUUUGUAGUUUCUGUAUUUAUUUGUAUUUAUAAUUAACAUUUUUUGAUGUUGCAAAGUGUACACAUAACUAUAGAUGAACUGGAUGUGCAAUUUAUACCAGUACUAACAGAUUUGUGGCUAAGCAUACAAUAUAUAGAUUUUUCAAAUCAAUGAAGAUAAAUAUUACAGAUUUUAUAAUCUAUUUGCAGUUCAUAGUUUCAGCUGUUCACCAGUAUACAUUUAUGACAAUGAUAUCUCUAAGGGUAUAAACCAAUGAUUUUACAAAAGCUGUGAUCUUACAGUAGGCACACCUUUGGUUUUAGUUGUUUGAUUCAAAUAUGCUAGAUCAGCUUUUCAAUGCUAAUUCUUAGUUUGUAUUUUUUAAAUGAACUGUUUAUUUUAUUAGCGAAAUUGUAUCAAUCUAAGUCACUUCUGUGUACAAAUACAUGGGAAGCAGAACACUGAAUUUUGCAUGUUAAGAACUGUCACUUAUUUGCAGUUUUGAUCCAGUAAUAGAUUUAAAGUGAAAUAUUUAUGUGCAGCCAAAUUUGACUUGUUUUAAUUCAGAUUAUCUGUUAGACUAAACAGCUGUUCAUGACUACAUUGAGCACUGUACUAGAGUUGGAAUCUAAGUGGAGCAAGAAUGUAAAGAAGUGAAAACUUCUCAGCAGUGUAUUUUAAGGAGUUGGCUGAAAUAGGUGGUUUUAGAACUCAUCAGAAACAUUAAACCCCACUAUUCCAAAUAAUUUCAUGUAGAAGUCAGGUGAGGUCUGAAAGCAUAACAACUUUUUUGUUUAAAAAUUGAACUUGCAGGUUGUGAAUCCAAUAUUUCAAUCCCUUAAUACACAGCUUUAAGUCUAAAAAAAGUCAUUGUUAUGUUGUUAGAUAAAGGCUAAAAUGAAUCUUUGGCCUGGUGAUCUCAUAGCUGUAAAAGACUAAUGUUGGCAGUAUUCUUGACUCAGUCAACUUUUGGUAAGUGAAACAUUGCACUUCUUAGGUAAGUUUACGAUACCAAAUGUUAAUGUGACUUGGGUUCUGCCCAGCAAAUGGGAUUACAGUUUAAAGCAUUUUAGCAUGUAGUCAUGCAUAAAAUAGUGCUGUUUCUUUGUACAGACAUUGUACACAUUUUAAAAAGCAACCUGUGGCCAGAUACCUUCUGGAACAUGCUCAUUUUCAUUCAUUUUAAACACACUAGAAGAAAAAUAACAAACUUAAAGAAAGUGCAUACAAUCUCAGGUUAGGUAACAUGACAAGUCUCCAUUUUCAACCCCACCAAAGUUUUAAAAACUCUUUAACAUCUCUUUUGGACACUUGUUUUCCUCAGUUGGUCUCUUUUAUAACUUGGUGUGUUCAUGCCACUUGCUUAAAUGUUAGGUAGAUGGUAAUUAUAUUUCUGCUUGAAAUACUUCUUGCUUUCCAUGGAUGGAGGUAUAUUGCUGCUGGUGAGUUGUGGUAAGUACUGCAACUAUACAAAACAUUAUGGGGUGGGGGAGAGAAGAAAGAGUCAAGGGAACAAUAAACAAUACUUGGAAUUGAUCUAAAAACAGCAACUAACUUCUGUUGCAUUUAGUUAACAUUAGUACAGGUUUUUUUCCAAGCCAAUUCUUGGGAAGGAGAAGUCAUAAUUCAUAUUUUCUCUUUCAGUUUAAAGCAGUAUAAUACUUAACAAUAAAUAUUUGUAUCACUGCACAAGUAUUUGAAUUUGGAGCUGGGGUGGCCAUUACAGCCCCUUGAGCCUGCACUGCCAUUCAGUAUUAUCAUAGCUAAUCUGAU